AUGCUACAGAGUCUCCUAACUCUUGCACUCCCCGUCUUGUCGACCACAGCCGCGACGGUGUUUCUCCCUCCCACGAUCUUCUGCGAAAUGGAGUGGAGGAACCGUAUGGAGACAACGCAUGACAAGAUGUAUAUACAAGUGCCGUCUCGGAAGCGCCUCGAAGAAACGCCGGCCGCGAAAGCGCCAGCCCGCCAGCGGAAGCCCGUCUGCAGCAAGCGAAAGAGACAGGAUGAGAUCGCCGACCCAUUGAUGCCGGGAGUUUACCUCUUGGACAUGUCAGAGGAGAUGCCGCAGAAGAAAGCCCGCAGAGAUGGCGACGAGGCCAGCAUGUUGUCAGACACGUUGGAGAGCCCCGACUUCUCCAACGCGCCUCUCACCAACUUCGAUACAUGCAGUGACAUUCAAGCCAGCAGUGGCAGCUCAGAUUGCGGUGAGAGCUCCGAAAUUUUCUCUGCAGGCCCUCUCUCAGACACUGUUACAACACCAAAUUCGCCGGCUUUCUUGGACUUUGACUCUGACAGCACGCUCGUCGACCCUGCAUUGCUAGCCGGCGCAGAAGAGGACCGUCCCCGAGGCUCAGAGACUUCUGAUGACGUUGAUGAGACAGGAUGGGACUUCAUGACGGGGGUAGAGACGAGUGCAUACACACCAAUGAACGAAUUAGACUUCAUGGGCAAUGGGGAAUAG
Messenger RNA from Cladophialophora bantiana CBS 173.52, 687 nucleotides. RefSeq lists its product as uncharacterized. The transcript has a single exon. The record is from RefSeq and is a predicted model, not a curated record. Lineage: Eukaryota; Fungi; Ascomycota; Eurotiomycetes; Chaetothyriales; Herpotrichiellaceae. Bases 1 to 687 code for a protein of 228 amino acids.